AGCAGUUUGCAGCCUGCUCUGGGGCACCGAGGACGGUAAGCAGCAGGUUUAAUGAGGCGACAAACUUAACUUUUCAAGCUUGACUCAACCGCCCCAAGGAGGACUGACCAGAAGACCAAGAACCACCCCAGGAAGAGACGGGAGGCAACGCCAAAUAACGGAGAGCUGCAGAGAAUCCACCUAACGAGGUUGCCUGGGCGGCAUCUGUCAUAUUUGAAGCCAUGAUUAAUGUGCCUCGAGUUGAGAAACUUCUGAUUGCAACAUCUUGUGGGCUGGCUGGGACAGAGCAUGAUCUCCUGAGAGCAGCCUCUAAGAGCUGGAAUUAAUCUGAAGCUCCCAGGACUUGAGGACAGCAGACACCCCCACACCCCCAGAGACUUCGGAGAUCAGGCAGACCCCCAAUGUGGUGGCCUUUUGCAGCAGCCUACUGGAUGCUUCUUUUUGGACCUGUAUAUGGUUAUCACAAGAUAGGAGGCAUCACAAAUCCUGAAGCUACUAUGAAUAUUAGCCAGAUUAUUUCCUACUGGGGUUAUCCUUACGAAGAGUAUGACGUUGUGACCAAAGAUGGUUAUGUCCUCGGAAUUUACAGGAUUCCCCAUGGAAGAGGAUGUCCAAGAAAAGCUCCAAAGCCUGUUGUGUAUUUGCAACACGGAUUGAUCGCAUCUGCCAGCAACUGGAUUUGUAACCUUCCGAACAACAGCUUGGCUUUCCUUCUGGCAGAUGCUGGUUACGACGUGUGGCUGGGGAACAGCAGGGGGAACACCUGGUCCAGAAAACACCUGAAAUUUUCACCCCAAUCACGAGAAUUCUGGGCCUUCAGUUUGGAUGAGAUGGCUAACUACGACCUUCCAUCCACAAUCGAUUUUAUUGCAGAGAAAACGGGACAAGAGCGACUCUACUACGUUGGCCACUCCCAAGGCACCACCAUCGCUUUCAUAGCAUUCUCUACGAAUCCAGAGCUGGCGAAAAGGAUUAAUAUAUUUUUUGCAUUGGCUCCAGUCAUCACGGUGAAAUACACUCAAAGUCCUAUGAAGAAAUUAACAACUCUUUCCAGAAAAGUCGUCAAGGCAUUAUUUGGUGACAAGAUGUUCUACCCUCAUACAUUUUUUGACCAGUUCAUUGCCACCAAGGUGUGCAACCGGAAGCUAUUCCAUCAUCUCUGCAGCAACUUCCUCUUUACUUUGAGUGGAUUUGAUCCCAAAAACUUAAACAUGAGUCGCUUGGAUGUUUAUUUGGCACAGAGCCCUGCGGGAACAUCUGUUCAGAAUAUGCUGCACUGGGCCCAGGCUGCUAAUUCUGGUCUGUUCCAAGCUUUUGACUGGGGAAACCCUGAUGAGAACAUGAUGCACUUUCACCAGCUUACACCUCCCUUGUACGAUGUCACUAAGAUGCAAGUGCCCACAGCUGUGUGGAGUGGCGGACAUGACCGUGUGGCUGACCUCAAGGAUGUUGAGAAUUUACUGCCUAAAAUUCCCAGGCUCAUUUACUACAAGUUGAUUCCACACUACAAUCAUGUGGAUUUUUACCUGGGACAGGAUGCACCCCAGGAAAUCUACCAAGACCUUAUUAGACUGAUGGAUGAAUGUUUGCAAAAUUAAAUACAUAUUCCUUUCUCUAAGCAAGUGCAUUUUUAAAAUAAUAAAUGUGGCGCCCAGACCCUAAGGUGACCACUCUGAUGGUUUUCACCUCCUUGUGCCCAUGUGUUGGUGUAACCCUCUCCCCUUGAGUGUGGGAUGCCCUUGAGACUUGGUUCUGGCCAACAGAAUGGCCAAAGGUAAUGGUGUCACACCCUUGGUUGGAUCAUGUUUGUGGCAAAGGACGUCAGCUCCUGAUUGCAUUAUAUUAUAUGAGACUUCAUCAAGUAGACUGGAGAAGAGAUCUCCCUUGCUGGCUUGAUGAAGAGGACAGAUAUGUGGAAGAAGCUUGCAUGACCUCUAGGAUCUGUGCCCAUAGCAGAUAACCAGCAAACAACCGGAUUCUCAGUCAUAGAGCUGCAAGAUCAAUUACAUCUAAAUCCUGGAUGAACUUGAAAGCCCUUGAAUCCCCAGUAAAUCUUCCAGUUGAGCACCAGGCUGCCCACCCCUCAUUUGCAGCCGUGGAGGAGACACUAAGCUGCAGGAAACUAGCUGUGGCAUACCCAGACUACUGACCCAUAGCCAGAGCCAGAAAAUAAAUGUAAAUUCUUUGAAACCA
Hyaena hyaena (striped hyena) is the source of this 2193-nucleotide messenger RNA. It is a transcript of the gene LIPK, whose product is annotated as lipase family member K. The record is from RefSeq and is a predicted model, not a curated record. Gene Ontology annotation, molecular function: hydrolase activity, acting on ester bonds. Gene Ontology annotation, cellular component: intracellular membrane-bounded organelle. The coding region runs from base 402 to 1598 and encodes 398 amino acids. Gene Ontology annotation, biological process: lipid metabolic process. The transcript is spliced from 12 exons. Lineage: Eukaryota; Metazoa; Chordata; Mammalia; Carnivora; Hyaenidae.